GCGUUUCGACCAAUCAGAAGCCGAGUGUAGAUCGGUGCAUGUGGCGGAACCCAGGGAGGCUAGCCGCCGAGGGGAUUAAACUGUAACGUUCAAAUUCUCCGACCCGUCGUUCAAACGGGAUGAAGCCCAUCCUCAAUAUUCUCCGUUGUAGAUGUUCCUUGACACGACGCGCAGCGAAGGAGAGCGAUGUCCCUGCCAGCUGCUAAAUCCCCGGACAAGAUAAACCUCCAGGCAGAAAUUGAGGUGUGACAACAGGCCAGAGUGCGUGGUCAUCCGUCUGUGUGUGUCUGUGUUUAUGGUUGUGUAUGUUUAUGAGUGGUGGAGCAGCUGGGAGUUGUAAGGUGACGCCAGGAUGCUGCUGUCCCUGGGAAUGCUGAUGCUGUCGGCCACACAGAUCUACACCAUCUUCACUGUUCAGCUAUUCGCCUUCCUCAACCUGCUGCCCGUGGGGGCCGACAUCGCUGCGUACUCGUUUGACAACAAAACGGAGAACUUUGAUGAUCUGCCUGCGCGGUUUGGCUAUCGGCUGCCCAGCGAUGGACUGAAGGGUUUCCUGAUCGGGGCGCGACCAGAGAAUGCGUGUGAGCCCAUCGAGCCCCCACCCAGGGACAACAUGACGGGCGCCUUCAUCGUCCUCAUCAGGCGCUAUGACUGCAACUUUGACAUCAAGGUCCUCCAUGCUCAGAAAGCCGGAUACAAGGCCGCCAUUGUUCACAAUGUGGUCACCAAUGACUUAAUCAGCAUGGGAUCCAAUGAUCUGGAUAUUAUGAAGCAGAUCGAUAUUCCCUCCGUGUUUGUGAGCGAGCAAACGGCCAACUCUCUGAAGGAGGACUUUGCGUAUGACAAAGGGGGGCAUGUGGUCCUCAUGCCAGACUUCAGCCUGCCGCUGGAAUACUACCUGAUCCCCUUCCUCGUCAUUGUGGGAAUCUGCCUCAUCCUCAUCGUUGUUUUCAUGAUCACCAAGUUUGUCCAGGAUCGUCACAGGGCUCGGAGGAGCCGCCUGCGUAAGGAUCAGCUGAAGAAACUUCCCAUCCACAAGUACAAGAAAGGGGACAACUACGAUGUGUGCGCCAUCUGCCUGGACGAAUACGAGGAAGGGGACAAACUGCGCGUCCUGCCGUGUUCUCACGCCUACCACAGCAAGUGCGUGGACCCCUGGCUGACCAAAACCAAGAAGACGUGUCCGGUGUGCAAGCAGAAGGUGGUCCCCUCGCAGGGCGACUCCGACUCCGAGGAGGGGGGCAGCGGCCCGGACGAGAACGAGGAGGUGUCGGAGAGCACGCCGCUCCUGCGCUCCCUGGCGUCCACCAGUGCCCACUCCUUCGGCACCAUGUCGGGGGCGUCGCGCUCGGAGCGCGACCAGGAGUCCUCCGACUACGACGACGACGAGCUGGACAGCAGCGACAGCGAGGAGGAGGUCACCGUGGAGACCGUGGUGGUGCAGAUGCAGCAGCCCUGCUGCGAGGGCCCAGAGCACGACCUGCCCCGAGCUUGACCCGAUCACCGGUCGCCCACGGAACGGCCUUGACCCUCCCCCCCCGCCUCUCCGCCGCAGAGACGUCAGUUUGGAGGGCCGCGAAACAGUUUCCCUCUUUCCUGGCACCGCUUAUAAGACAUUGUAUUUUAUCCGCCCCCUAAUGAGUUCAAUUAGAUUUUUUUUUUUACAUGAUUACGGACUAACGGGCUGCCAGCCGGGCGACAGGAAGUCGGCGUGCGUGAGGCAGACGCUCAGCUACCGUAGACACGCAGCAAUCCCGCUCAUCCAUUUAAAGUGUAUAUAAAAGUAAUAACAAGUUACUGCUUUAUCGGAAACGUUUUUGUAUAUACACGUUCAUGCUACACUGACACUUUUCGGAACGUUGGGCAGUAUUCUUGUAAAAAUUCAACUUAACAUUUAAAGCCACAGCGAUAUGGUCUUGCCAAUGUAUUUCUAGCCUUGUGUAUGGAGGAGCUUGGUGCUUCGGUCUAUUCUGCGCCACAGUUCAUCAAUUAGUGAUUUGCACGAAAAGAAACUGCUUUUGUUCAUGAAACUUGUUGCCUUGUCUUGUUAGUGUUCUGCUCAUGUAUGACUGUACAAUACAAAUUUACUUCAAUAAAAUACUUGACUCAG
Messenger RNA from Pungitius pungitius (ninespine stickleback), 2110 nucleotides. RefSeq names its product ring finger protein 13 (gene rnf13). NCBI's taxonomy places the organism in Eukaryota, Metazoa, Chordata, Actinopteri, Perciformes, Gasterosteidae. The record is from RefSeq and is a predicted model, not a curated record. Gene Ontology annotation, molecular function: zinc ion binding. The transcript is spliced from 10 exons. Bases 353 to 1495 code for a protein of 380 amino acids.